CCCGCUGUAUGCCUACGGUCGAAACGCUGAUGUGAGAUACCAAAGACGGCCGGAGGUGAGGCAACGGCCGCGGUGCCAAGAAAAUGGCGAAGGACGCGAUUCUAGGGUUCCUCCAGGCCGACGACGGGAUCACCGACUCCCACGAGUUCACCGCCGUUGACGGAGUCGACCAUACUGAGCUCGAGAAAGUCAUCAAGGGUCUCAAUGGCUUUGAGGUCGUCGAGGCCAACGCCUUUCAAUCUCCCAACCCUGGUCUUUAUUAAUUGUCUCUUGAGGAUUCCUACAGGAAAUUUAAGAAGGACAAUUAUCUUUUUAGCGAAGAGGGGAAACUGUAUGCGGUUAAAGGAUCGCCGGAGGUCAACUUCUUCUUGGCCGUACCUCCGAGGGGAUUUCCUUGGAAAAUAUGAAGGCAAGAUUGGAUACCUAGGUUUUCAGUAUUGGGUCAUCAUGGGCUAAAAAGAAUGAUCGAAUUGAGAUUGCCAGGGGAUCUGUAUCUAGAAAGGUAAAAUUUCACCACCCUUCUUGUUCUCUUAUUGAUGGAAUGCCCUUUUUGUUCUUUUAUCUUUACUAUCGUUUACUCAAAUGCUUGAAUUUGUUGUAUUUGGUUGAUAUGAACAUGUCAAGGCUUUAUGUGUUAGUUCUGUUUCGUAUGCAUUGUGAACCUAUGUGUAUUUACACUUACCAAACCUGUAUUCGAAGGGCAGUCAGUAUUGCCAAUGCAGUCAGUAUACCAAACCUGUAUUUGAGGUCGUCGAGGCCAACGCCUUUCAAUCUCCCAACCCUGGUCUUUAUUAAUUGUCUCUUGAGGAUUCCUACAGGAAAUUUAAGAAGGACAAUUAUCUUUUUAGCGAAGAGGGGAAACUGUAUGCGGUUAAAGGAUCGCCGGAGGUCAACUUCUUCUUGGCCGUACCUCCGAGGGGAUUUCCUUGGAAAAUAUGAAGGCAAGAUUGGAUACCUAGGUUUUCAGUAUUGGGUCAUCAGGGGCUAAAAAGAAUGAUCGAAUUGAGAUUGCCAGGGGAUCUGUAUCUAGAAAGUUAUCAUGAAGGUUUGAAGAAAUGGGUGGAGGUUGGGAACUCUGGCAUGUUCACACCUGAAAUGGUGCUCCCUAUGCACGGGGUUUCCCUUGAGAGAUGCUGAGAAUUCAUCUUCUUCGGUUGUGUCAGUGAGGAAACCAAGCAAGUAGCUGAAAGAAAGAGAGGACACUCGAAGACGGUCCUCUUGAGCUAAACCGAGGUCCAACUUACAAGGUCAGUGUUCUUCUAUUUGUCCUUCCUGGUAAAUAUUCGCUAUGUUUAUAGGUUACAUACAUCUGGUAUAUGCCUUAAUGAUUAGGGUUGUCUUCUUGCUCAUAGACUGACUGGUUGACUCCGUGUAGUCUUCUUCUAUCCAUGGUAGGCUUACUGACCCAUAUAAAAAGGAAUAAAUAUCUAAGACAAUUUAACUACAAGUUGAAGUUUUCUAGUACAUGAUAAAAUUUUACCAUAACUCGAGAUGGAUAUGAAAGAAGCCCUGCAAUGAGCCUCUUUUAUUCACAUGAUGAGGUCUCUUUCAAGUCUUCUAAUCUUUUCCCCGCCCAAAGGUAUAAAUGAUAGAUGAGUCCCAACUGCAAAUGGGUUCUGUUGAACGUGCCCACCACAUGUUAACUCUCAUCUUUCUCACAUAUCUCCAUGGCUUUUUUUUUUUUUAUUAAAACUCAAAAAGUAUUCUGAAAACAAAGAUAAUGACAUCAUAUGCCUCUUAAAAUUACCUUCCCAAAAGCUACAAAAUUAGCCUAUGUGCCUCAUUAUUAUAGGCUCGAUGUAUAUGUUGGCAGUUAAACAAACAUGUAUCACUGUGCAGAUUGCAAAGGUGCCAAGGCACCACCCUAGUAUGACCAUUGACAAAACUGAUGCAUUCAUUCCAUAGACACUGUACAAAUCACUAUAUUCCUCCAGUCUCGAUGUUUUGCCUCGUCAAAGGCAGCCAGCUUGCAUGUCCAGAGUAGUUACCAGUACAUUCUUGGUUUUGACUACAUAUCUCCAAUUUGUUGGCAAACCCAUGUUUUAGAUUACAUUAUGUAGUAGUUAACGGGCACACAUGCAUGCACAGUACGUAGCCACGUGCAGAGACACAACCCAUCCAAUAGUUGACUCUUAAUAUUCUCCUUUUUUAUUUUUUUUUAUUUUUAAAGAUACUGACUAACUUAGCUAAGUAGUAAAUUAACUUGGACAUGACAUAUAUAUAUAUAUAUAUAUAUAUAUAUAUAUAUAUAUAUAUCAGUUAAGUUUGGAUAUAUUUGCCCAGUGAUAAUGAACAUGAAACAUUGAUGGCCCCAUUUAUAUACUUCCUCUCUUGAACCUGCGUCUGAUAGCAAAAAUUUGGGCCAUGGACAUACAAGACCACCAAAGGGAGAGAGUGAAGACAGCUAGUGAAGGUAAUAAGGGUGGUGUUGUUCCUCCACCACCCCCACCAUCAUCAGCAGCUGCUUCCCCUUCUCAUGAGUUCUCCUUCACCAUCUCCUUCCACCCUCCACUAAGCUCAGCACCAAAGACCCUCAAAAGCAGCAAGGCCACGGCCACUUCCGCCGUCGACUUGGCCCCGGCUGACGACAUCUUCCUUCACGGCCACCUCCUCCCCCUCCACCUGCUCCCUUCCCCGACCAGCCCUCCCCGCCCCUCGGACAUAACCUUCGAAAACUUCGGCCUCACUGUCGACGACGCCGACGCCGACCGAAGCCAGAAGCAUGAGGCCGGCGUCGACCACGAAGACGGCGGCGGUAAGAACAGGGAGAAAGCCAAGGGCAGGAGCUUGUCUUCCUUCUUUGGCUUCGGGUGGUUGAGGAGGAGGAACGGCGAUGGAGAGAAAGAGGAGGACUUCAAGAAGAAGCCGCAGAAGAAGAAAAGAGGGUUCGACGUUGGCCGGCUUCUGAGGAAGUACGCGAGAAUCGUGGAGCCGCUCUUCUUCCUCCGGGCGGAGAAGGAGAAGCCCGACCUCCGUCGGAGGCCGUACUCCUUCUCCGGCCACUCCACCGGUAGGGAACGGGAGGGGUGGCGGAGUAAGUCGCAGCUGUCUGCGCCGGACUCCACGACGACGUCUCGGACCAACAGCGGCCUCCUCUCCGCCACAUCCAUGGCCUUCUCUUCCUCCGACAACAGCACCAUGGAGGAGCUGCAGAGCGCGAUCCAGGCGGCCAUCGCGCACUGCAAGAACUCCAUUGCUUCCAAGCAGGAGAUGCAUGUAAACGCCGCGACUAGGUAGUAAAUUUGUGUGCAGCGUAAGAACCGAUGGCACGUAGAAACUGUGCAGGUGAUGUAGAUGAUUGAGAUGUGUCUCUGUGCAAGAACAUGUCACUGAAGAGACAAUUCAAUCUUCAAUUAAAGGAUUUGUUCUUUUAA
Musa acuminata AAA Group (dessert banana) is the source of this 3374-nucleotide messenger RNA. Its product is annotated as BRI1 kinase inhibitor 1-like. The record is from RefSeq and is a predicted model, not a curated record. Gene Ontology annotation, cellular component: plasma membrane. The transcript is spliced from 5 exons. Gene Ontology annotation, molecular function: kinase inhibitor activity. The coding region runs from base 2365 to 3237 and encodes 290 amino acids. Lineage: Eukaryota; Viridiplantae; Streptophyta; Magnoliopsida; Zingiberales; Musaceae.